AUGCCGCCUCACGACGCCGCAUCGCUCACGAUGGAUGCGGCAUUGAUCGAGGUAAUUUCUGCCCUUCGCGCCUCGCUUGCGCCUCGUGGCAUUAAGCUCAUGGUCGUUUUGCUAUGUGAUCCGAUCAUGUUCGCUCAAGGCAUCGAUGCUCGCGUCGCACAUCUGCGGCGAGCAUCAGGCCUCGACGCGCGUGGAGCUCUAUUUGUGCUCAGUUCUGGUGCCAAAUCAGAGCUGUCGUCCUUCGUAACGAGUCUAGUGAAAGCGUCUGAAGUGCUGACAAGCGACUACUACCGCGAGCAUGCCCGACAUGUGCGCCGAAACCGAGCUCGGUAUCCGCCGCCGCCUUCUGUUGCUCAGCCAAUCCUUCAGGUGGCCAUGAAGGCUGGCCUUUGCAGUGCACAAUCAACCAUGCUCAAUGCCGCUGGCUGGCACAUACGCACGCAUUACAAGCUCGGCGCGCUUGCUGAGCUCCAGGGAGACAUGGCCGAAUCUCACUCGAUGUAUGCAGAGGCCUACAAGACCCUAAUGCAGCAGUACCUGCCAUACCCGACGGUGGUUCUUCCUCGCACGCGGCGCUGGGCAGAGGCGAAGGUCCUUGCUGAUACCCUGUCGUUCAAGCUCAUCAAACUUUUCCUGUACGAUAUGAAAAAAUUGGCAGCGCGCGUGCAAUUCCGACAACACAACCUACAUAUCACGCGCUUAUGCACGCGGUGGGGCAUCACAGAUCAGACGCACGAAUACUGGGCAUGGCUAGCGAAGCAGUACACAUUUAUGGCAGACUUACUCGAUGAAAAGAAACUUGUGCCAGCGCGUCAUGGGUUCGAUGUACCACUUGUUCGGUACCAAGCGGCUGUAUGUCAGAUGGAACGUGCUCGAUGCACAACUCGGCUGGAUUCCUCAAGCCGCGAGGCCCGCGUUGAUCAUACAGCGCUGAUUGUGCCGGAGCUUGAUCGUGCAUACAAAGUUCUUUUCCAGCAGCGACGUUUGCGUUUGGCGCACUUGGUUGCCGUUCGCCUGGCGUUGACCUUGGCUGAGACACAGCCCAAACGAGCGCUUAAUUACCUUACGCGGACGUUGCAGUGGUACCGGCGAGAUCCGUGGCACGAACUGUCGUAUGCGCUCGUACUGGAAGCGCUUGCGUGUGCGAUUCGAUGCAAAGACGUUAACUUGAUAACACGCAUGGAACAUGAAUGCCGCAUUCCCGUUCCUCCAUGUCUUGUCUCCAAAAGAACGCACAUGUUGAAGGAUGUCCCAUCUGAUUCAUCCUGGUGGUCAGCGCACAGCGAUUCAUCUACCAACAUCCAACUGGGUACAGAAGUUGGUUCACGAACCAUAUAUGCACGUGCUGCAUUCGCUCGCUCUUUGGCCACAGCACCUGCCGCUGACAUGCCAUGCCAGGUAGUCAUAUGCCUGCCCUUUGACUCACCCGUCGACGAGCUGCACCCUCUUUCGGUCCAAGUGUAUCUUGCGGGACAAGAUGCGCCGACCGCUGAAAAGCUGGUGUCUGUGGCUCAGGCUGAGGCGGACAGCGGCAACAGUAAUGUGCGUGCGCUUGAUCUUGGUGAACAAAAAGCAACGAUGUGCGUGGACGCAGGCCAUUCUAACUUCCCGCAUCAGGCUGCAAGUUCUGUCGCAUGCUUUUCACUCCGACGUGCGCAGCCACUUAUCGUGAAUCUACGCUUUUCUACUGACGUGCCUGGCAUGUAUGAAGUGCAUCGCGUGGAGUGCGUAUUUAUGGAGCAUGGGCAAAACGUGCAUCUCCUCUGCGAUAUCGAUCGACGUUCGCCUAGUGUGUGGACCUUGCCCAAUGGCUCGUGUAUCCCACUGCCUGCGACACAGAAGCCACAUGCACUUCGUGUGCGUGCCCCAACAUAUGACGUGCAUGUGCCCCCGAUCAUGGCUUGUGGACAGAUAGCUCCACUUUCUUUGAUAUCGCCGAACGAUGCAAUACUGCCGCCUGGUAUUAGACUUAGCGUCUCGCCUUACAAGGGCGACAAUGAUGCGGCAAUUAUCGAUGUCUGUGGCAAUGCACAUGCUGAACUCGAGUUGACAAGUGCUGCAAGCGGCGGUGACGUCGUGGAAGAUGGUCAUGAGAGCGGUUGGGAUGGCCUUCAUGCCAGCACCAGCGGCCAACCCAAGACUCAUGAUUCGUCGAGAACUACAUGCGCUUCGACCAGCGCUCCAUCACCAAUAUGGCUUCGUGCGCCGCAAGAACCUUGUGCUGCGAUGGAGGUUCUUCUUCUGCAGCCCACUGGAGCUUCACGGCGUACCGAGCGCAUCCACCGCGUGGUCAAGGUUGUGCCUUCGUUUUUAUGCAAAGCUCAAAUCCGCUGGGGUGGUGCAGCACAGCAAGACGGAGUGCUCUUGCUCAACAUGACGUAUGAAGGCCCUCUGACCGUGCAGGUGAAGCGAGUUCACGUGGAAACUGCUCCGUCGCUCGGCGUGAGCGUGGAUCCGAUUCUGGGAUACAUGCCGAACGAAACUUGGUAUACUGGUGACAGAGCCGCAUGGGCCGCACGGCUGUGUGCACAGGCACCUCAAGGGACAGGCGCAGCGAACCUUGUGAUUACAUGGCGGAGCAUCGGUGAGCCCAAUUCACCCGAACACGUGACGCGCCGUCCGCUCCCUGAACUAGGCUCGCCAGCGCUCCAGCAUGUCGAUGUCAGAGUAUCGGCGCCAUCAUGCUCAAUGCUUGCAGCUGCAUUGCCUGUGCAAGUGUCCUUCAUCAACACAAGUGACGAGCAUAUCGCUGAUGUACAGUUCACCAUUGAAUCAACACCUGAUUGGAUUGUGUCGGGGAUGAUGCGCCACUCGGUGUCGAUGCUUUUACCUUGUGAAGAGCGCCUUGUUUCGCUAGAAUUAUGGCCUCAACGUGCGGGAAUAUGGAAACUUCCCAACAUGAAUGCUACUCAGAUACAAGCUAGUAAUUCUGCAUUGUCUCUGCACGUGCACAAAGUGCCCAACGAUAUCGAGAUCACACCAAGAUGA
Messenger RNA from Malassezia globosa CBS 7966, 2988 nucleotides. RefSeq lists its product as uncharacterized. The record is from RefSeq and is a predicted model, not a curated record. NCBI's taxonomy places the organism in Eukaryota, Fungi, Basidiomycota, Malasseziomycetes, Malasseziales, Malasseziaceae. Gene Ontology annotation, molecular function: protein-glutamine gamma-glutamyltransferase activity. The coding region runs from base 1 to 2988 and encodes 995 amino acids. The transcript has a single exon. Gene Ontology annotation, biological process: peptide cross-linking.